Protopolystoma xenopodis is the source of this 402-nucleotide messenger RNA. Lineage: Eukaryota; Metazoa; Platyhelminthes; Monogenea; Polystomatidea; Polystomatidae. The record is from the annotation of a GenBank genome assembly.
AUGUUUUUUGAUUCGCCGCUCUCUUUAAUCCAUGCAUCGCACAUGACUUCUGAGUACGUAGCCAGUCUUGAUGAUGAUGGUGUUCGCUACGAACUCGAGCGCCUUGGCUAUUCGGCUCCUCCUAUUGCUGAUGCCGUUAUGAGUAAGAUUCUUCGAAGAAAGUUGUUAAGACUUAUUGAUCCAUCUGCCGUUAUCGAUGACGUCAGGUAUGUCUCUAAUUUUAGCGAAUAUUUAGGCCUGAAACGGAAACCGAAUCGAGUUCCGAUGAACAAACAACUUUUCAGAGGCCUCAAGCAUGCCAGCUGCCUAAUCCAUAUUUAUCGAAACCAUAUACAGGCACUACCAAAAUCCGCUCGAAACUUCCUUUCGCUGCUAAGAUUAUCAUAUUCUUGCUCGUUAUAG